Tarenaya hassleriana is the source of this 672-nucleotide messenger RNA. Its product is annotated as phosphoenolpyruvate carboxykinase [ATP]-like. The record is from RefSeq and is a predicted model, not a curated record. Gene Ontology annotation, cellular component: cytosol. Bases 1 to 672 code for a protein of 223 amino acids. The transcript has 4 exons. Lineage: Eukaryota; Viridiplantae; Streptophyta; Magnoliopsida; Brassicales; Cleomaceae. Gene Ontology annotation, molecular function: ATP binding; phosphoenolpyruvate carboxykinase (ATP) activity. Gene Ontology annotation, biological process: gluconeogenesis.
AUGGAUGGAAAUUUCCAGGUAUUUGUGAACGACCAGUUCUUGAACUGGGAUCCAGAGAACAAAAUCAAAGUCAGGAUAGUCUCCGCAAGAGCUUAUCAUUCUCUGUUCAUGCACAACAUGUGUAUCCGCCCGACGCCGGAGGAGCUGGCGGAUUUCGGGACGCCGGAUUUCACGAUCUACAACGCCGGAAGGUUUCCAUGUAACCGUUACACUCAUUACAUGACGUCUUCGACGAGCAUUGAUAUCAAUCUCGCCAGAAGAGAGAUGGUGAUUCUCGGAACUCAGUACGCCGGAGAGAUGAAGAAGGGACUGUUCGGUGUCAUGCAUUACUUGAUGCCCAAGCGACAGAUUCUGUCUCUUCACUCUGGCUGUAACAUGGGCAAAGAUGGCGAUGUCGCCCUCUUCUUCGGCCUCUCUGGUACCGGAAAGACGACAUUGUCGACGGAUAACAACAGGUACUUGAUCGGAGACGACGAGCAUUGCUGGACUGAUACGGGUGUUUCCAACAUCGAAGGUGGUUGCUACGCCAAGUGUAUCGAUCUAUCCAGAGAGAAAGAACCUGAGAUCUUUAAUGCCAUCAAGUUCGGAACUGUUCUGGAGAAUGUGGUGUUCGACGAGCAUACCCGUGAAGUGGAUUAUACAGACAAAUCAGUCACUGGUAACAUAAUCUAG